AUGCACGCGGUCUACGACAAACUCAAGCGUUGUGUUUUCCCGGACGCAUCCCCUCCGCGCCCGCUGUCUCAUGUCUGGGACCUCCGCGCCGCCAAUCAUUUCACGACGGCUUUGGCUGGUACUGGAAUGACUCCUUUGACGGCUUCUCAACGUUCAAUGCAAUCCUCUGCGGUCGAAGCACAAGUCCUUCGUGCUCAGAGUGCAGCUGCCGAGGCACAGAACCAGACGCUCAAACACGACAAGAAGGUAUGGCGAAAGGACUAUUUGCGCUCGAAAAAGGGGAAUGUUCUUCGUAAGCCUAGAAACGAUUCGAAAGGGCAUAAACCUGGAAAUAAGAAGGGCGCGAAUAAACUCCGUAAGUCUAGGGAUAAGGGGAUCGCCUUGACGUUUUGA
This is a messenger RNA of Letharia columbiana, 393 nucleotides long. RefSeq lists its product as uncharacterized. The transcript has a single exon. Bases 1 to 393 code for a protein of 130 amino acids. Lineage: Eukaryota; Fungi; Ascomycota; Lecanoromycetes; Lecanorales; Parmeliaceae. The record is from RefSeq and is a predicted model, not a curated record.